Messenger RNA from Tetrahymena thermophila SB210, 918 nucleotides. RefSeq lists its product as hypothetical. The record is from RefSeq and is a predicted model, not a curated record. The transcript is spliced from 2 exons. NCBI's taxonomy places the organism in Eukaryota, Ciliophora, Oligohymenophorea, Hymenostomatida, Tetrahymenidae.
AUGAAAAUAUCUUUAAGGAAUCUUGCAAUUUUAUUUAUUAUAACUCUAAAUUUAAAUCUAUUAUAGGCUGAAAAGAUUAGAGCAAAUAUACCAAAUUAUAAAGAUAUAAAAACUGAUAAUCAAUUGUAUGAUGAGCUUAUGGAAAAGGAAUUAAAAAUAUUGAAAAGAUAGAAUAAAGGCAAUAAUUAUGAAAGACCGUAAUUUAAAAAUUUAAAUAUAAAUGAUAGCUUGUCAUUGGAGCAAUCUUUAAGAAUUUUAGAAAAAAGUAUUCCAGAUAUUAAUCAGUCUGAACAAAGUAUAAGUAGCACGAAGAGCUAAAAAAAUUUGAAUAGCUUUUAAUUUAAUGAUAUAAGCGAUUUUAAUAUUCCUUUGAUAGAUUCAAUAGGAGCUGAAUGUGAAAAAAAUAUGAAUUUCAAUAAAGAUCCUAAUCAUAUUUAUAGCAAUCUUAACUAUGAAGAGUAGUUGAAAAAAGUUUAAAAAGAAAAAGAAUAAUUUAAGGCUAGCUAAAUGAAAUCAAAUAGAGAAAUUUUAAUUGAAAAGCUAAAAAGUGAGCAUGAUGAAUGCUUUUUCGGAAUGACUCUAUCAAGCUAGACUGUUGCUUACUAAUCUUAUAAUGAAUACUGCCAAAAGUAGAAAGAAAUGAAAUUAAACAUUGAAUUUUCAAAUUAAUAGUUUUAAAUUAAGUUUAAAGGAAGUCAUAUUAAAACAAAUGAAAUUCCAGAAAAAUAUUUCACUGACCACUUGAUAUCAUGUGGAGUUUAACCAAUUAAAAUAAUUUUUUAACAAAAUAAUCCAAUCACAUAACAUAUUUCUUAUAUUUGUUUUGAUUCUACAAACAAAAUAUCUAAUCAAACAAGUAACGCAGUUGAAUAAGAAUAAGAAUAAUAUUAAGAAUAAGUCAAGCACACUGAUUUGUGA